AUGGCGAAACCGCCUCCUCUUCCUCCUCCCUCAUCCUCGUCGUCGUCGCCUCCCGCGCCCCCGCUCCCCUUCGACCGCUCUCAGAAUGAACCAGUGCGUAUCUAUCCUCCAGAAAGCGGUCGCAGGAGUUCUCUUGCUGCGCUGCAGUCGCUACAGAACCGGAACGUGGCCGUCCUGGGGUUCCUCAGUACGAGCUCCUCGUCUCCUUCGCGCGCCUUUGCGUUUGCCAACCGCGUCAUUGGCCGCUACGUCUUCCGAGAUGAAGAAAUGGCAAUUUCGACCACUGUGAAGAACGAGCGACUGCCUGCUACCAUCCACUUGUUCUACGACGACGAGGCCCGAUGCAUUUACCUGCUGGGGGUAUCACGACCAGCAAGUUUGAGCUUCCGUCCACGUAGAACUACGACGCUAAACAGCAGCAAGAACAAGCCGCUCUUGGGUCAUAGACCGAAAACCGCUGAGAGGGACGCUAUAGAGCAGACGCAGGUGAAGGAGGGACAGCGAAUACGUGCUGAAGUGCGCGCUUUCGAGCACGAGAAGCUCAAGAUGCAAGCCUUACUUUACUCUAGCUGCCACAUGUUGAUUGUGAUGAACGAAACCGCAAGAAUGACGACGAAUGCAUUGAAAGAAGUUCGCGCAUUGGCUGCGGAGAAGUCGCAGCUGCUGAGCCUCGUUCCAACGACGACCAAGCACUCGAAACGCACCAGUGGCCACGUGAAAGGUCCGUCAAGUGGAACAGCAGGAAAUGCAUUUGCACCUGGUCGGUGCGUGCCGUUAGUAGUGCACGUCGUUCCAGCACCAGACGCGAUUUUGUCCGCCUCGAUCAAAACACAAGGGUCUGGGUCCUCCCGCUCGGCCACAGUAUCGUACUGUAAAGCACUUGAGGCGCGCUUGACAGCUCUGUUUCGUUCCUUGCGGGGCAGCACGGUUGGUUCGCUGCGCAUGCGUGAUGCGCUGAGUGUAGCAAACCUGAGCAAGGAACGACGGGUGUUCAACUUGGACCCGACACACUGCGUGGUAGUGGUGUCUCAACGAACAGCCACGGCCGAUGGACGCGCAGAAGCGCAACUUGGGAAUCUAUUGGAUGUGCUGGACUCGGGCAUCAGUGUCGAUGACAUCCUGAAGGACGUUUCGCUACUUCAGCCCCUAGCGGAUGACGACAUGGGGUUCCAGCAGCUCAAUCAGUACGUGCAAAAGUAUCUCCAUCUUCUUUUCUCGUUCUCGUCUAGUGGCAACAAGGACAGUUGUGGACGAACUGAGCUGCUGAGUCCUCUGCAGUGGGUAAAGGCCUUCCACGGAUUGGUCAAGGGCUACAUCCGCAUGGACUCGAAGCGACUGCAAGAAGCAGCGGCACUAGAAGCUACUGAAAGCAGGGAAGUGACAAAUUAUAAGACCUCACCAUUGUUAGCACCGUACUAG
Messenger RNA from Peronospora matthiolae, 1419 nucleotides. The record is from the annotation of a GenBank genome assembly. Lineage: Eukaryota; Oomycota; Peronosporomycetes; Peronosporales; Peronosporaceae.